Notodromas monacha is the source of this 618-nucleotide messenger RNA. NCBI's taxonomy places the organism in Eukaryota, Metazoa, Arthropoda, Ostracoda, Podocopida, Cyprididae. The record is from the annotation of a GenBank genome assembly.
AUGCGACGUGACCUAAAAACUGGGAAAAAGUACAAUAAUAACCCUUGUGUUCAGGGUCGAGAAGAGAAGCUGAUGCUGCAUUCGAAAAAGCUCAUUUCCUUGGCCUCGGGCUACGGAAUGGAGGCUGUGGACACUUUCAACAUGACCAUGAGCAGGUUUCGUGACUUCACCGAAGGAAGAUGCGCCUGUCACUUUUACAGGAUCAUUCCAAAGACAAUUACUGGCAUCAAACAACAGAAACUUCGCCAGGAAUUCUCCUUGGAUGGUCCUGUGAAUGCAGCUUACUCGGAAAUCCUCUUGAACAGGAUUUGCGACGACGGAAGCUUCUGAACGACGACUUAUCAUCGUUUCACAAUUUCCUGCGAGACUUCCGGCGAGAAAAGAGAGCAGAAAAAUGAUGCGGAAGUUGCACAAGAACCUGGUCCUUUCCAAGAAAGAGCUAAAAAUGUGAUGUUGGAAUUUAUUUUCCCAACUCCAUCAGCAUUCAACCUGUAGACAUAUUUCUGUUUGAAAAGCACUGUACAGUAACUCAAAAUCUACGCGGGUGGAAUAAAAUGUGAACACGUGACUUGUUAGUGAGAAAAAGACGAAAAAAAAGGAAAGUUGUCAUGACACGGC